Vombatus ursinus (common wombat) is the source of this 823-nucleotide messenger RNA. RefSeq names its product membrane spanning 4-domains A10 (gene MS4A10). Gene Ontology annotation, biological process: cell surface receptor signaling pathway. The transcript has 6 exons. The record is from RefSeq and is a predicted model, not a curated record. Bases 1 to 732 code for a protein of 243 amino acids. Gene Ontology annotation, cellular component: plasma membrane. Lineage: Eukaryota; Metazoa; Chordata; Mammalia; Diprotodontia; Vombatidae.
AUGGCAACUGCCGGAGAGAACGUGUACAUAGCUACUGGUGAAGUCGGGGGCCUGGUGGUACCUGCUGGCAUGUUAGGUCCAACACAGGAAGCUCCGGGUCAGAACCGGAUGGGGGAGACUCCACCUUCUGGAUUCUCCCUUCAGGAAGACAGAUGCCGAGGAAUUCAGAGGAAGGCAGGGCCUCUCACAGAGCUGGGAGUCUUUCAGAUCGUCAAUGCCUUGCUCCAUAUCACCAUAGGGAUCUACCUGGCAACUGCUGUGAAAAAUCUCCACCUGGUUGCGAUGAAGUCUUGGUACCCAUUUUGGGGAGCAUUCUUUUUCCUCUGUUCAGGAGCCUUGCUGAUAACCAUGGAGAGAGGAAGGAAGAUGAAGCUGAAGACUUUGACCGUGACCGUGAGCAUCAUGGACUGCUUCUGCGCGCUGUGUGGGAUCUUCAUCUUCAUUAAGGAUUUGUUUUGGGAGCAUUCCUUUGAAUCCCCAAUCUGGAGGCCUUAUCCCACCUCCACAGUGCACCUGCAGAGGCUUGAGUUGGGAUUGCUGAUCUUCUCUAGCCUUGAGGUCUUUGCCUUCAUCUGUACCAUGACUUUAUUGUGCAAGACUGAGCUGUCAUCAGAGGUAACGGAGGAUUCAAUUGGCUCAUUACCUCCGGUGCACACAAGUGACCCAACUGCUCCUCCUCCCACGUAUGAAGACAUAAUUCGUGAUGACAAGAAAGAAGAGGCAAACCCCUGACGAACCACAGACAAGAGGCUUUCCCUCACUACUGGCUCUCCGUCCUCCCUCCUUGUGUUUGUCACUGAGGAAGCCUGAUCUGAAUAAAGGA